AUGGAAAAGACUUCACCAGCAGGCAAAGAUCAUGUAGAGUUUUGCACAACGGCAAAUAAAGCAUUCAAUGAAAUGGGCACUAUUGAACCAAAGGGCGACUACUCGGGGGCUUCGCAAAAGACCGAUCCUGUCGAGAUCAGGUUGGUUCGAAAGCUCGAUAUGCGCAUCAUGCCGAUUCUAUGGGCGAUGUACUCUCUUAACUACCUCGAUCGAAAUGCUCUACCGCAAGCUCGACUCAAUAAUCUAGAAGACGACCUCAAUUUGAAGGGGGUGGAGUACAAUACCGCGAUUUCUAUUCUCUUCGUGGGAUAUAUCCUCAUGCAGGUCCCGAGCAACAUGUUCCUCACCAGGACGAAGCCACGUAUCUACCUUCCUGUAGUGAUGAUGGCUUGGGCCACGGUAUCGGCAUGUACAGCACUGGUACAGAAUUAUCCCGGACGGGUUGCAUGCCGCUUUCUACUUGGAUUUGUGGAGGCGCCUUUCUAUCCUGGAGCUCUCUACUUGCUUUCAAUCUUUUACACUCGCAAAGAGUUGGCGUCACGCAUAGCCAUCAUGUACACCGGCCAGGUAUUAUCAACAGGAUGCUCUGGAUUGAUCGCGGCUGCGUGUUUUGCUACUCUAGACGGUGCCCACGGUAUUGCUGGAUGGCGUUGGCUCUUCAUCAUAGAAGGUGUAACAACCUUUGGAGUUGCACUCAUCGGCAUAUUUUUACUGUGCGACGAUCCUGCAGAUACAAGGUGGCUCACUGAAGAAGAAAGAGCUCUAGCAGUCAGUCGCAUCAAAAGGGACACCGUCGGCGACGAAGGGCGGGCCUCGGUCUGGUCUGGAUUGCGUCAGGCUGCCACAGAUCCUAAGCUGUGGGUUUUCGUGCUCAUGCAGAACCUCCAUCUCUCGGCGUGCUCCUUCAACAACUUCUUCCCAACUAUCGUGGCAUCUUUGGGCUUCAAGAGCAAAAUCACAGCUCUACUCCUAACCGCACCUCCGUACUUUGUGUCGGGCUUGCUAGGGGUACCAUUCGCUUGGUCAUCCGGCAGAUUCAACGAGCGAACCUGGCAUAUUACGGGCGGGUUUGGACUUGCCGUAAUAGGCUUCGCGAUGUCCUGCGCAAGUAUGAACAACGCAGUACGUUACACCUCAACCUUUCUUUACGCCACAGGAGCAUACUCAGUCGGCUCGGUCAUCCUUGGAUGGGUGUCGGCCACAUUGUCGCAGACACCAGAGAAGAAGUCCGUUAGCUAUGCUAUUGUCAACUCCUUUGCAAAUCUCUCAUAUGUGUAUAUGGCAUAUCUGUGGCCCACGUCCGAUUCUCCCAGAUAUAUCACGGGCUUCUCUGCGAUGCUGGCUUUCUCAGUGGGAAGUAUUCUGUGCGCUUGGGUCAUGAGAUUCUGGCUUGUAAGCAUGAACAAGACCAUCAAAAGGAAUGAGAACGAGCAUCGGGUCUUGUACGCUUUUUGA
Messenger RNA from Exophiala bonariae, 1455 nucleotides. RefSeq lists its product as uncharacterized. NCBI's taxonomy places the organism in Eukaryota, Fungi, Ascomycota, Eurotiomycetes, Chaetothyriales, Herpotrichiellaceae. Gene Ontology annotation, cellular component: membrane. Gene Ontology annotation, biological process: transmembrane transport. The coding region runs from base 1 to 1455 and encodes 484 amino acids. The transcript has 5 exons. Gene Ontology annotation, molecular function: transmembrane transporter activity. The record is from RefSeq and is a predicted model, not a curated record.